This is a messenger RNA of Pyricularia oryzae 70-15, 1646 nucleotides long. RefSeq lists its product as uncharacterized. The record is from RefSeq and is a predicted model, not a curated record. Lineage: Eukaryota; Fungi; Ascomycota; Sordariomycetes; Magnaporthales; Pyriculariaceae. Gene Ontology annotation, biological process: protein ubiquitination. Bases 190 to 783 code for a protein of 197 amino acids. Gene Ontology annotation, molecular function: ubiquitin protein ligase activity. Gene Ontology annotation, cellular component: cytoplasm. The transcript has 2 exons.
CUGAACCUAAGGAAACGUCACUGUCCUGCGGCCUGGAGCUAUCACAGCCUUUUGACAAACUUCCAAAAAAGACCACCGCGUGACAAUAGAUCAAACAACCGAUCAUAUUAGUACAAAUACAAACAAAGUCGCCUCUAAACUUCUGGAAACUCAGAUUCCGUUUAGUUCGAGGAGCACGACUCAACCAUCAUGUCGACUCAAUACGAAGUCGAGCACAACAUCAAGCCGAACGAGGCGCCCCGGCGCCGGCGGCAGCCCGACAUGUCCACCUUCACCGCACACAUGCACCAGAUCAGGCCCGACGAAGGCGCGACAAGCUCUCACAACAACCCGCAUGCAAUGCCGACCCCCAACGACCUCUCCACCAGCUUCCGCCUCGUGCAGGAUCAGCUUGGCACGCUAGCCUCCUCGGCGCCGAGCUCCGACAACCUAGACUUCCUGCGCGGGCUGAUGGAGCUGCUCGACGUGGACAUUGCGAACCCGCCUUACGAGGAGGAGGGCGUCACGCAGCAGUUCCUAGAUGGCCUCGACAGAGUCCCGAGGAAGCAGCUCAAAAAGACGGAUUCGUGCGCCAUCUGUGCCGAGCCACACCUUGAUGAUCCUUACUGCCUUGUCGUUGAGCUGCCUUGCCAUGCCUCGCAUAGAUUCGACCUGGAGUGCGUGUCGCCAUGGUUGCUGACCAAAGGAACGUGCCCGAUGUGCAGGAAGAAUCUGACCAAAAAGAAGGCACCGGAACCGAAGGAUGAGGAAGAAGGAGAGGAUUAUGAUGACUUCUAUGGCUAGUCGUCAGGUCGAAUAUCCUUUUGACCCAUUUGGCGCUGGUUUUUCAACUAUGACAUACCCACUUAUUACUCUCCUGCAAGACCAGUUGCUGUUUGACACAAGUUAUACAUACAAUCACCUGCUUUUAAUGCAGGUAUAUGCUAGGUCUAUGAUAUGCCGCCGUGCCCGACCGACGUGCGCUCCAGGUAUGGCCCAUGGCUGCUCAUGCCUCAUUUAAAAUUUGAAGAUUCCCUGUGUUGGCAAGCCCCAGAAUCACUUGCGGCCUCCUCCUCCGCUAGCCUUUUGUUUCUGCUGGCCAGAUGUAUUGUUCUCCUGCGGCUUGGUUGCUGAGAUGUCCUUGUUUGCUGGGCUGGCAUCAAGAGACUCUCCCCCGGCCUUCUUCUCGGUUUCGGGGCGUGUUUUGUUCGGGUUGAAGGCGGCAUCCGUCUUGGCCGCCUCAUUGUCCCCGCCCUCGCUCUUGGAAUACUCCUGUGCGCGCGGCUUCAGGGACUCGCGGUCUUGAUCGUCCUUGUACGGCAUGCGUGCGAUGCCCGCGCCGUGAAACUGGCGCGUCGAGCUGCGGAUGACAUUGGCGGCACCCUUAGUAACGAGGCGGACUGGUGCUUGUCGAAAAGCUGACAUUGUGGCCGAGUUGAUUGAUUUUGGAGCAAGAUUGGAUGAUUGAUCAAGGUAAAAGAGAUCUGGGCCUCAUAUAAGCUCAGUAUUUCCGUCUGUAUUGUGUAGGAUUUGGUGCUUUAGGAUGAUUGUGUACUGUCUGCUGUGCUUGGAGAAGCAUCGCAAGCCCAGACCUUUUGGAUAGGCAACUGACGUCAUGAUUACUGCUCUGCAACGCGCAAAUACGUAGUCUAUUUGUUAAUGAUCCG